This is a messenger RNA of Branchiostoma belcheri (Belcher's lancelet), 2323 nucleotides long. RefSeq lists its product as uncharacterized. The record is from RefSeq and is a predicted model, not a curated record. The transcript is spliced from 13 exons. Gene Ontology annotation, molecular function: zinc ion binding; calcium ion binding. NCBI's taxonomy places the organism in Eukaryota, Metazoa, Chordata, Leptocardii, Amphioxiformes, Branchiostomatidae. Bases 177 to 1547 code for a protein of 456 amino acids.
AUUGCGCGGGGCUCUUGAAAUAGCGGACAGGUAACGUUAGAUGAAGGAACAGUGGGAUUUUUCUCACGUUUUGAGAUAUUUCAGGCUUCUUUGAGCACAAGUCAUUGAUGAAAGUGAUGUGUACUACUUUAUUGCCUCUCUAGCAGCGGUUCAUCUCUGAAAGUAAACUUUUAGUGAUGAAGGAGUCAGUACAGCAUGUCGUGGUGGGGUUCUGUGUCGGCGCUGUCAGUGUGGGCGUGGCCGUUGCUGUCGCACACCGGCUCCGAUGGGUGCACUUCUCCGCCAUCAGGAGUGGAACCAAUCACAAGCCAGAACCAGAAGGAGGCUCUGAGCGAUCGGGUACUGAGGGCGAAGCCACGAGACCUGCAGCUAUCCAGGCUGAUGACGUGUUGAGCCGAGAGUCGGCGCAGGCGCUAAACGAGGCACGGGAGACCAUACUGACCCUCCGGGCGCUGGGCGGGGCAGACCAAGUCAGCGAGGACGUGGGGGGGAACAGCAUCAACUACGCAGAGAGUCAAAACAUCCUGAACCUUCUGUACAACAUUGCAGAGGACCAGGCUAGGAAAGAGGGUUAUGUCCACAGAGGGAUCACCUGUAACAUCUGUAACACCAGCCCUGUCUGUGGGACCAGGUACAAGUGUGGUAAUUGUGUGGACUAUGAUGUCUGUGAGAGGUGUGAGCCGCUGGACAUCCACGACAAGAGUCACAUGUUCAUCAAGAUCACCAUCCCCCUCCCUCCGCUGGCCAGCCCCCGGGCAGCCCUGUUCAAACCACUCUUCACAGGUUCCACAGCCAGAGACCACAGUCUCCAGCCCAUCUCAUGGAGCCAUGUGAAAAGGCUACAGAAAAUCACACACUUUGAUCACUUUGAGCUGGAGGCGCUGUAUGAACAGUACCGCUGUCUGUGUGACCAGGACGCCGUCAUCAAGAGAGACACCUUCAACUUCUGCCUGGGACCGCUGGGGACCCUCAACAACCUGGUACUGGACAGGCUAUGGCAGUUCUAUGACUUCAAUGACGAUGGAGUGAUCGACUUUGAUGAUUUUGCAAAAGGCCUGUCUGUCCUCGUGAAGGGUACGCAAGAGGAAAAGGCCAGAUUUGCAUUCCAGGGUUAUGACAUAGAGAAGAAAAACUCCCUCAGUAGAGAAAACCUGACAAAGUUGUUAAAGGCAUAUUUCCAAGUCUCCAUCGAGCUAGUAAGAGACGUGGUAAAGGCAUGUGAAGAGGAGAUGAUGCUAAACUUUGAUGACAGUCAGGGGAAACCUGUGUCGUCCCUGUUCAAUGCUCCCAUCCCCUCCACCACUGGUCAGCAGGGCAGGACAGCCAACGGGAAACCUCCUAUUCCUGGGAACCCUGGAGCCACGAAGAACAUGUGGCCAGUCAUGGAGGCCAUGUCCCAGGAUGCUAUAGAGGAGAUGGUGGACAAUGUGUUCAAGGAUGCCAAGCUGGAGGCAGGAGACAGGAUGUCGUACCAGGCAUUUAAGGAGCUGAGCACUAUCGACAGUUCGCUGAUGUCAUGGUUUGAUGCUCUUGGCACAGUGUUCUAAGCAAGCACCGAAAACUACCUACAAAAUAUCACCAUUAUACUGCUGGUGUCACAGGGGAACAUAUCAGAUUCUAUUUAUCAAUAUUCAAACAAGUACAGUGUAUCUAGAGAGCCUUUCCAGGCCUAUUUUUUCACGUUAGCAAAGAAAUCAAUGCCAGACAAGUUUAUUUUUUUCAUGCUUGAGAUUAUGUUGUUGUGUUUUGACCAGCUAUGUCAUAAAACUAUGCAAGUAUAGAGGUAUGAUGUGUAUUUUAUUAACCACCAAACUGUUACAGGGAAAAAAACGUGUACAUUCUGUCAACAUUUGAACAUGUCAUAACAGCAUAUAUCUGUUCAAAUGUGGUUUACAUACAUCAUUAGAACAGUACCUUGUUACUCUGGUUGUCAGCAAAAGUAUGAAUUUGGCUAUGGUAGUUUGUGUUUAUAAUGUACAGAUAUUUGUGUUGAGACUUUGAAGUGGUCAGUAUUGUAGUUAGGGGGGGUGUCAAAGAAGGUGGAAAAUAUGCACUUGUUAUGCAGACAGUUCUUUUCCUGCAAACUUUGAAUGGCAAAAGAGUUGACACAAAAAGAGGAGAAAAGUUCACAAACUGUUAACUGCAAAAAUAUUGUACAAACAUGUUGACACACAGUAGCCUGUGGAGUGAUUUAUUUUUGAGUGGCAGAGUAACAAUAUCUGUGUUUGUGAUGAUGAUAUGUUGAAGUUCAGAGAUGAUUUUUAGUUGCUGUUACAGAAAUCCUUCAAUUCCAAUACAGAUCUUUUUCCUGACACAUGUGAAA